UAGCAAACAGCUUGGCAAUUAAUCCUGGCAAGUUAGUCAUCAGUUUGAUAGCACUGCAUGUCAUCCAAAAGGUAGGGGGAAUUUAUUGUUAGUUUCAGACAAUUAGCAAGGGGCUGGCAGAGCUCACAACUGCCUAAAAGCUCAGUGUUCCAGAACUGCUGAGAUAAAUUACCAAAUCAAUUAAAUCACAUCAGUGGAUGUCUGCAAGCAUAUUUAAAGCUAGCAAACAAGCUACUGAGAAUUAGUGGGAGGAGAAAGACUAGCAGGAGGUUUUUUUGCUGUUGUGUUUGGUGGUGUUUUUCUUAAGCUGUUGGAGUUUGUUCUGUUCUGCCAUUAACAUUAGUUAAAUAUAGCUAAAAGUUGGCGUUGACUUAAAGCAAAAUAAUCUGGUAAAGAGUAAGAACUAAAAUGACUUUCCUUCCAAAGUGGUUAACUUUUCUGAAAGGCAAAGAAGUUGUUAUUGCUAAUGCUAUAAUUGCAAUACUGACAAUUGGUGGGCAGCAGCUUUUCUCUUUUUUCACGUUCAGCUGUCCCUGUCAUGUUGGACAGAACCUUAUUUAUGGGCUGGCUUUCCUAGGAGUUCCUGCACUGAUCCUUCUGAUUGUUGGCUAUGCCCUGAAUAACCAGACUUGGAGGCUGGUUACAGGCAAAAGAUCUCAUUUUGACAAGGUGACUACAUCAAACCAGUUACUGAAAUGCAAACUGAUCUGCUUUGUCCUGUGUAGCAUCACUGGGAGAGCACUGGUUGCUCCAGUAACAUGGCUAGCAGUCACCCUGAUAAAUGGCUCAUAUUAUGUCUGUGCUGUGAGUGAGUAUGUCCCCACGUAUUAUUACGGAGCUAAUCCUAAUGUUACUGCUAGCGAACACAGAAGGAUAUUGGCUACAUUUCCAUGCAGUCAGUUAGUUCCACCAGAGAUGACCCGGGCAAGAGAUGAAGUGAUUCUCCUACUCCGAUACCAGUCACAAGUGGCUGGCUGGCUUCUGAUUGCUGUGGUAGUCAUCACUGUCUUUCUGUCUUACUGCCUGGCAAGCUGUUUCUCCCCGCUCAGCUUUCUACAUUUCAGAUACUGGAGCAGCUAUGUCCACAAUGAGCAGGAGCUCUUUGAUGAGGCGACGGAGCAGCACUCCAGGCUCUACGCCAUGCAGCAUGUAAGGAAGUUUUUUGGCUUUGUCCCAGGAAGUGAAAAUGUAAAGGAAAUUCGCAUCCCAUCUCUCAGAGAGUGGCAAGCCAUUUCUGGACUGGCCUUUCUAAAACAAGUGGAUGAGGAGCACUAUGAUUAUAGUCUCCUCCAUGACUGGGCACUCAAGGAACGUGCAAAUGGAAAAUACUUGAAGACUGAUGAAGACCCUUUAAUAAAAACACAGCUCUGAGGAUCCAAGCCACCACCACCUUGCAGAAAUGCAGGACCCUGUCUAGCUCUGUAUCAGACCUGAGCUGCUCUGGAACUUUCCAAUGCAUUAUUACAUUGAUAUAUAAAGUAUGUGAGCAAGUACAUCUCGUUAAUGUAGUCCUUUAGCACAUGCUUACAGAUGCCUUUACUGAUGGCAUCUGACUCCUGUGGGAUGUGAUCUAUGUCUAGAUUAGGUUGGGCUGUCUCAAGCUGCAGCUCUCUGCUUUCUAAUAGUUAUGCUAAAAUGAUAAAUAAGUACUGGGAAAGUUAUUUGCAGAUGAUUUUUAAAAAAUUUUUUUCUUCCCAUUAAAAAGAUUUUUAAUAGCUAGACUUUGACUGGAUCCUCUGAGUUGGUGCAUUCUGUAUAGAGCAAAAGCAGUGAUUCAGCUUUUUUCUUAGUGAGCCCUAGCAGAAAUUACUUAUGUCUCCUCUUCCACUUUUUUUUUUGUAUUGUAUGAAUAAAUUACACUCAGCCAACUAACUACAAGCUAAGUCUGUGGCUACAGUAGCACAGAAGAAACAUAGAGGAAAUCUUAUUGUCAAAGGCUGAGUAUAGAUACAAUGAUGAGAGA
Neopelma chrysocephalum (saffron-crested tyrant-manakin) is the source of this 1963-nucleotide messenger RNA. RefSeq names its product calcium homeostasis modulator family member 4 (gene CALHM4). Bases 409 to 1371 code for a protein of 320 amino acids. NCBI's taxonomy places the organism in Eukaryota, Metazoa, Chordata, Aves, Passeriformes, Pipridae. Gene Ontology annotation, molecular function: monoatomic cation channel activity. The transcript has 2 exons. The record is from RefSeq and is a predicted model, not a curated record.